AUGUAUCGACAAUUUCUCGUUCGAGACAGCGAUAGGAAAUAUCAGAAAAUCUUGUGGUUUGUAAACGACGAGAUUAGAGAAUUUGUGCUCAACACAGUAACAUUCGGAGUAGCAGCCGCACCCUUUUUGGCUAUUCGAUGCCUACAUCAACUCGCGGACGAUGAACAAGAACGAUUUCCACUCGCCGCCAAAAUAUUAAAGAGAGACAUGUACGUCGAUAACAUGUUAACGGGAACGAAUUCCGUCGAAGAAGCCCGAUCAAUUUGUACGCAAAUGACGCAAGUCCUAAGGACCGCCGGUAUGAACAUGCGACAGUGGGCAACAAAUGAUCCAAAUAUAUUAAACGACAUCGAGUCAAAAAAUUUGGACGCUAAUUUCGACUUGAGCAACGACAACACCCUUAAAACACUAGGCAUUCGCUGGCGCGCCAAAACGGACUCUUUCGUAUACAAAAUUAAACCCAUAUCGGUCACUGAGAGAUUCACCAAAAGAAAAAUAUUGUCCGAAAUAGCAAAAAUCUUCGAUCCCCUUGGACUACUAGGACCAAUUAUCCUCUUUGCAAAAAAAAUCAUGCAAGACAUCUGGAAAGCCAAAAUCGACUGGGAUGAAACAGUACCGAAUGACAUAUACUAUCAAUGGAAUGAGUUUUGUCUACAAUUAAGCUGCCUACCAGACAUGUCAUUCAAUCGACACAUUUUGACAAACGACGCCAAUGAAAUACAAAUUCACGGCUUUAGUGACGCGAGCGAAACUGGAUACGGUGCAUGCAUCUAUAUGAGAUCAAAGGACACAUUUGGCAAUUAUAAAAUCACCCUAAUCUGUUCAAAAUCACGCGUCGCGCCAGUAAAAACACGGUCAUUACCUCGGUUAGAGUUAUGCGGCGCGCAGUUAUUAGCCAAUUUAUAUGUGCACACUAUUCGAUCAAUUCGCAUUCAAGUCGAUCGAACAUAUUUUUGGUGUGAUUCGAGCAUAACACUACAUUGGAUCAACGCAGCACCUCCGACGUUAAAAACGUUUGUGGCAAAUCGAGUGGCCGACAUUCAAUUAAAAACCGAGAUUCAUGCAUGGAGACACAUCAGAUCAGAAGACAAUCCUGCCGACGCUCUAUCAAAAGGUCAACUUCCAAACGAUUUUCUCAACAACGAGAUAUGGCUACACGGCCCUCCAUGGCUACAACAAAACGAAACUGAGUGGCCAAAAUCGCAUAUUAUCGGAUUAACCGAAAUUCCAGAAAUCAAAAAAGCACAUUGCUUCGUAACUAAAUCCGAUUCAUAUUGCGCACAUCUUUUAAAAAUAAUAGAAAAUCAGACAUCCUUGAUGAAAUUAAAACGUAUAUUCGCAUUAUGCCUCCGACUGCCGAAAAAAUAUCGUACAAAUACCAAAAUCCGGGACAUGCGCAUCAAAGACUUACAAAAAGCAGAAAAUGCCGUUAUUCGGUUAGUUCAGGGAUCCGUGUUUGCAAAUGACAUUGCGUCACUAAAGGCAAAUAAACCAUUGAAUGAGAAAAGUUCCUUAGCAUCACUAGAUCCAUUCAUCGAUGAAGAAAACAUUCUUAGAGUAGGCGGUAGAAUCAGAAAGGCAAUUGCACCCUUUUCAAAACGUCAUCCCAUACUCCUAUCAAAAAAUAACUUUUUCACGGACUUAAUUAUUCAACAUUAUCACACUGCGCACUUUCACACGGGAAUUCAAAAUACUCUUUACGCAAUCCGAGAGAACUAUUGGCCGAUCGACGGACGCAACCAAAUUAGAAAAAAUAUCCGAAAAUGCACAAUAUGUUUUCGUGCAAAUCCGCAGUUAUGCCAGUAUAAAAUGGGUGACCUUCCGCAAGUGAGAGUAACACAAUCUAGACCAUUUUAUAAUGUAGGUGUAGAUUACUGCGGUCCGUUCUUUAUAAAGGAAAAGCGAUAUCGAAAUCAAAAAUUCAUAAAAAUUUACGUCGCAAUAUUGGUAUGUAUGACAGUCAAAGCAAUCCACAUAGAAGUAGUCGAAGAUCUAUCUACGGAAGGUUUUAUAGCAGCUUUACGACGAUUUGUAUCGAGACGCGGUUUACCGGGAACUAUCUACUCGGACAACGGUACUAACUUCCGAGGUGCACACAACAAACUGAAUGAACUAUACGAAUUACUAAACUCACAACAAUUAAAAAUAAAUUUAGACAAAUUUACCAAUAGUAACAAAAUAGAGUGGCAUUUCAUUCCGCCUCAUUCGCCAAACUUUGGUGGCUUAUGGGAAAUUUCAGUCAAACAAUUCAAACAUCAUUUUAAAAGAGUAGCGGCCGACAAAAGAUUUACCUUAGCUGACUUUAACACGUUUUCCAUUGAAAUAGAAGCAAUAUUAAACUCUCGACCAAUAACUCGCAUAUCAUCCGAUAUUAACGAUUUAUCAGCAAUUACACCUGGUCACUUCUUAAUUGGCGAUUCACUCAAAGGUCUACCAGAACAAAAUUAUACGAAAAUACCAGACAAUCGCUUAAGCGCAUGGGAAAGUAUGUCAAAACUCAAACAACAAUUUUGGGAGAGAUGGAAUAAAGAAUACUUAAAUGAAUUGAAUAUACGUCACAACAAAUCGGCGGCAGAACCAAAAUUGACUAAAGACCUAGUCGUAUUGAUCAAAGAGGACAACACACCACCGAUGCAAUGGAAUAUGGGUAUUAUUACGGAUGUACAUCCAGGAGCCGACAAAAUUAUCCGCGUGGUAACAGUCAGAACGAAACACGGACUUAAAAAAAGACCAACCUCCAAGAUUGCCGUUCUUCCCAUAGACGAUAACUUAGAAAAACAAGAAACAAUAAGUAAACUCAAAAUUAAUUAA
This is a messenger RNA of Nasonia vitripennis (jewel wasp), 2811 nucleotides long. RefSeq lists its product as uncharacterized. The record is from RefSeq and is a predicted model, not a curated record. The transcript has a single exon. Gene Ontology annotation, molecular function: nucleic acid binding. The coding region runs from base 1 to 2811 and encodes 936 amino acids. Gene Ontology annotation, biological process: DNA integration. NCBI's taxonomy places the organism in Eukaryota, Metazoa, Arthropoda, Insecta, Hymenoptera, Pteromalidae.